Messenger RNA from Notodromas monacha, 3008 nucleotides. Lineage: Eukaryota; Metazoa; Arthropoda; Ostracoda; Podocopida; Cyprididae. The record is from the annotation of a GenBank genome assembly.
AGAUGUACUAUGAUUGAGGCCUAGGCCGUGAAUUAAAUAUUUAUUUAUUCUGAAGUGCGAGCUACAUGUACCGAAACGAGUGAAACGUGAUGCUCGCUUUCUUGAGAUUUCAAAGCUAUCGAGUGUAUUCUACAACGGCCUUUUAGUUUUUAGAAUUCAUCAUGGAGGAAACGGUGAAUGGGAGUGUUGCAGAUGAAAAUUCGAGGGAACGAUACGUCGGCGGAAUAGAGAUCACGAAGGAAGAGUAUGACGAAAUAAUCAGCACGUGCAAGUAUUCAUCGAAUAAUAUUGAGGAAAUCUUGGAGAAGGAAGAAUUUUCUGAAGAUUUUUAUGAGUCCUUGGAUGAAAAUGAUUUCAAUUUUCGCUACGUUCAAGAAGACAACUGGAGAAUGCCAAUUCGAAUUCCCACUAAUGAAGCAUCGGAAGGUGGUGCUAUGCAAGAAUUCGGCAUUUUAGAAUUUUGCGUCGGCAUCGGUGGGGACAGAAUUGUUCACACGAGGGACAGCGUGACAGACGUGCAAGAGAAAUUAUCCAUGCGCGACUUCAUGAACUUGUGGAACAAACACGAGCCAGAGAAGAAGUUUGAAAUGAUGUCUUUGGAAGUUUCGAACUGUUUCCUCGAAAAGUACAUCAGAAUUCCUCGUAUCGUUCGACAGUUGGAUUGGGUCGAACGCGCGUGGCCGAGGCAUUUGCGUCAUUUGCAGACUGAGUCGAUGUCACAGGAUGUGAUGAUGUAUCCAAAGACGCAGAAGAUUGUUACCAUGUCAACAAAGGAUUGCUUUAGCAACUUCCGCAUAGAAUCCAGUGGCGCUUCAGUGUGGUUUCAUAUAAGAUCUGGAAAGAAAAUUUUUUUUCUGGUGCCCCCCGGCGUGGAACGGCAUGCCUUGUAUUGGGCCUGGGAGCGUCGACCGGAAUGUAGAAAGAACUUCUUCGGAUCCAUGGUUGACGUAUAUGGCAGAGUAAUCGUUUCCGCUGGGGAAACUCUGGUUAUCCCUGGUGGAUGGAUAUACGCAAGCUUUUCUGUCGAAGAUACAAUUGCAUAUGGUGGCGUUUUCCUUCACAGCUUUAAUGUCCCACUCCAGUGUGAGGCAUUCAUACAAGAGGAUCUGAUGAAGGUAGCUCCGGAAAAAAUGUAUCCUCUAUUCAUUGAGCUGCAUUGGUACGUUUUAGCAAGAUACGUAAGCGUGCUUCUCGGAAGAAAUCAUGUCGUGGAUCUACAAGAAGACUCCGACAUUCCUGCAGACCAAACCACAUCGUUUGACAGGCCUUGCAGAUUUCGCCCGGGCGUCAGCAUGAGCAAACCGGAAUUGGCCGGUUUAUGCAACAUGCUAAUAUUCAUGACGUCUCUGCCGGUCGAACAUCGCGUUAGACCAGAAUUCAUUCCAAAUCCACACGCUCUGAUCAAAGACAUUUCGUUCAUUGUUGCAAAAUUCGACGAGUUCAACGAAUUCAAAAUUUUGGAACGUCCGUCGCUCCGAUGGGAGGAUGAAAUCCGAGGACCGGAUCCGUUUCUCCGCCGGCUGAAUCACGGUUUCCGUGAACCCAUGAAGCCUCGAGGAGUGGGCAACUCGAAAUUUCGCGUGAAUUCUACUUGGCGUCAUUUGGCUCGCCAGCUCGUUUCUGUGGAUGCGAAAGAGGUUUUGGUGCCGACGCACCCGCAAAAUCUCAAGGACAUGCACAAGCUGGUGGUGGUUAAAUACCCGGAAUUGGAAGACAUUUUCCAAGUAAUCAAACCCUCGGCGAACAAAAGGAGAAGGCGCCAGCGUUGCUUGGAUUGUACGAAUUGUCACAACAAGGAGUGUGGGGAGUGUAUUUUCUGCUUGGAUAUGCCGAAAUUCGGCGGUGAUGCCAAGUUGAAGAAAAGUUGCAUCAAGCGGCAGUGUGUAACCCCCACUUUACCGUUCAAAGUGAUCUGUGAUGUAUGUGAAGUUGCGCAACCUGAAGACGCUCCACCGCCUACAAUCGAACGUCCGAAUUUGGAUGGCUUGUACGAGUGCUUAGCUUGCUGGUCCAUCACUCAUCGCGAUUGUUCCAACGCUAAGGAUACUUCUCAUGAAGGACGCAUUCUUGACUUCUUGCCUUCGCUCUGGUUGUGUAAAGGUUGCAUUUCGAAAUACAUGCGCCAGAAGGGAAAACCUUCCAAUGGAACUGCAGAUAAGGUUGACGCUCAUUUGCCAUCUAAUGGCAAGGCUAACUCAGCGGAGCCGUCAGUUCCCAGCAGUAACCCAGGUUUUCAACAAGAAUCUUCCUCUCAACGCAGUGUAAGGAAGAAACCGUUGUACGCUGUCCGGCCUAUUGUCAUCAGAGAAGGUCGUCGUCUGUCUUCAGCUGACAACAUUUUACCGCAAGAUGUGAUGGUCCGGAUUUUCGGGUAUCUGUCGAAAAACGACUUGUGCACGUGCAUGCGGGUUUGCAAAUUAUGGAACCGAUUUUCUGUGGAUCCAAGGCUGUGGAGGAGCUUGGAUCUGUCGCACACGAGGAGAUUUCAUGACUCAAUUUUAACGGGGAUUGUGAGGAGGCAGCCGAUGAAUCUAGAUCUGAGUUGGUCUUCAGUGAAUAGGGAGCAACUUUCUUGGAUGUUGGAACGGCUGCCGAGUCUUCAAAAUCUUUCCUUAGCGGGUCUGACCUGGCUUGAUGUUUCCGCUCUACGACAUUUCAGUUGUCCUGCGAACCUCAAAAUUUUAGACCUAAGCUACGUUGGUGGUUUCGGUGACACUGAACUCAAACGUCUACUGUCGCCGCCUAUCGACGGCCGGCCGGGAAUAUUAUCCGGAGAACCUCGAUUGAAGAAUUUAACCACGAUUGUUCUCUGUGGUACGAGAACUACGCAAGAUUCCGCUACGAAAUUGAUCGAAGAAUUGAAAUUCAAGCAACUGAAAGUAUUGAUCAGGAAACCUGAUGCAUAGAUCUUCAACAGACAACCCGUGUUGGUAUAUUUUCUCGAUUCGUAUUUUUGUGUAUGUGGGUGUCGCGACUAGACAUGUGAUAAAAUCGUAUUUUUUGACGAA